CUUUCCCUGUAACCAUUAUCAACAACAAAAUAAAAAAGUUUGCUCGGACGAUGGAAAGCGGUUUCUCCUUGGCACAGAGAGAAGAAGGAAAUUACAAAAAUGAGAAAUCUGCAGGGAUGAUGAUGAAGAAAGUGAGCUACAUGGCUGCUCCAAUGGUGGCAGUUUCUGUUUCUACGUAUCUCCUUCAAGUUAUCUCCAUGGUUAUGGUCGGUCACUUAGACGAGCUCUCUCUCUCCAGCGUCGCCAUCGCCACUUCUCUUACCAACGUCACUGGCUUCAGCCUCCUCGUUGGGUUUUCAGGUGCGUUAGAGACAUUGUGUGGUCAAGCUUUUGGAGCAGAGCAAUACAGAAAGAUUGGUUCAUACACUUACAGCUCAAUGAUAUGUCUUGUCUUGAUUUGUUUCCCAAUCUCUCUUCUUUGGGUUAACAUGGACAAACUCUUCGAGCUUUUCCACCAAGAUCCUUUCAUCUCUGAGUUAGCUUGUAGAUACUCCAUCUGGCUCAUACCGGCUUUAUUCGGAUGCGCUCUUCUUCAGCCUAUGACUCGCUAUUUCCAGUCACAAGGAUUGGUUCUUCCUCUCUUCUUGAGCUCUUUUGGAGCUCUCUGUUUCCACAUUCCCUUUUGUUGGCUUCUUAUCUAUAAACUUAGAUAUGGAAUCGUUGGUGCCGCUUUGUCCAUCGGUGUUUCGCUUUGGUUAAACGUAGCUGUGCUUUGGGUUUUUAUGAGAGACUCUGCUCUGUAUCGUGAAACUAGGAAUCUUGAGCUGCAAGAAAUCUUCUCGAGCAUGAAGCAGUUCAUCUCUCUAGCGAUUCCCUCUGCAAUGAUGAUUUGCCUAGAAUGGUGGUCAUUUGAGCUUCUGCUACUAUUGUCUGGACUCUUACCCAACUCAAAACUCGAAACAUCGGUGAUGUCCAUAUGCCUCACAACUUCUGGUCUGCAUUACGUUUUAGUGGAUGCAAUAGGUGCAGCCGCAAGCACACAUGUCUCAAACGAGCUAGGAGCUGGAAACCCAAAGGCAGCUCGAGCAGCGGCCAAUGCUGCACUUUACCUUGGCGCUUUCGAUGCUUCCUUUGUAUGCAUCACUCUUUACAGUUAUCGAAAAACUUGGGCGUAUAUCUUUAGCAAUGAGGUAGAAGUCGCUCACUAUGCAACAAAACUCACACCGAUUCUCUGCCUAUCAAUCUUUAUCUGCAGCUCUACGGCCGUGCUCUCAGGGAUUGCGAGAGGAGCAGGGUGGCAACGUAUAGCAGGAUAUGCAAGCAUAGGAUCAUAUUAUCUGGUUGGUAUACCUGUGGGUUCAGUCUUAUGUUUUGUUGCGAAAUUGAGAGGGAGAGGACUUUGGAUUGGUAUAUUGUUAGGCUGCUUUUCUCAAACGAUGGUUCUUGCUCUUGUCACUUUUUUCACCAAUUGGGAGCAAGAGGCAACGAAGGCGAGGGAUAGAGUAUUGGAGAUGACACCUAAAGGAAACCAAGAAACAGAAAUCAUAAAAGAGGAUGCGCAAGUUCUACUAAGCAAUAUUUCAGAAAAUGUGUAACCCCAUGUCCAUAUGUUUCUGAUUUACACAAGCGUCUGUGUUUCUAGUUCACAUAAGCAUGUGUUUAUGAAUCAAAUAAGAAUAAGGCUUCAGGCAACAAAUUAAAUACGAUAAAGAGAGAGAGAGAGAGAGAGAGAGAGAGUCAGUAGAAACCCUAGCCCGCCGCGUUUCUCCGGCGGCGUUGUCGCUGUGUCGUCGCCGGAGAGUCACCCUUUACCUUCUUUUUUCUCCUUUUUCUUUUGCCUUCGUUAACGUCCCUUCCCCUCAGCGAGAUGCGUGUGAACUCUGGCUUCUUCGGCUCUUCAGAUCUCAGAUCUGGCCGUGUAGUGCGGUUUCCGAGUUUCUGGAGUCACAGCGAGUUGAGUCAGGAAGGUGUCGUUAUCGGAGGUCGGCUUUUAGGGUUGGAUUUUGGAUGGAGCUAUUUUCCCCUUGUCGCUCCGUGUACCUCCGUAGAUGUCUAAUCUGUGCCGUCGUCGCUCUCCUCCGAGCUUCAGUGUUCUUUCGCAGGCGUUAGUGGAUGAGCUCCGGUUGGAUUCGACAUCUGAACCCGUCUUUUCUUCAUUCCGGAAGAACUGAAACUCAUGCUCUUGGAGAUGUUGUUUCGCUCUGUUCCGGCGGCUCGGUUUUGGAGUCAAGACUAGGAACUCGUGAUGGAAGGUCUUGUGUGGCAGUUUACGCACCAGUUUGGUGGGGAACCCGUUUCUGUGUUUGAAAAGAAAUCUGCAACUAAGGUAUCUUCUCAUUAUGUGGUUCUUUUGGCUUGGAAUCCAUAUAAUAAGGCUGGAGUACGACUGAUAUCUGGACGGGACUUGAGGGUGAAGUAUGCGCCUUGGCGUUGAGUUGGUAUGAUCCAAGUUCUGAAUGUCAAUUAAGUGGUGAUCUCCAGCAAGGUCUUAGUUUGGAAUUCAUCUGUUAAGUUUAGUUUUCAGUUUUAGUCAAUGCUCGUGUAAUUAGUGGUUUAAGGGACAGUUCAUUUUCACCAUUUUGGUAAAGUGAAUUUGUUUCCAUGGUGGUCAAAGUGAUAGGUAGUUAGAUGAGGCAAUGUAGGAUCCAAAUAAGUGAUCUUAGAUGAUGCUACAUCUACUUCCAUAUAUCACAUUGUGGUUAAAGCCUCUUGAGGCAUUGUGGUCACAAUUGUUUGUAUCAAAACAUUUGGCUAAUGAUAAGUUGAUGUUGAGUUAAAAAAAAAAAAAAAAGAAUAAGGCUUCAAAUGUUUCCAAGCACACAACAGUUAAUAGUAAAAAAAUCUCUACAUAUAUCUAUGUAUCUAUAUAUUUUUGUUAUUAUUAGUACCACAUUGCAGUUGUUCUGCAAUUGUCCACAUUUUAUCAUUCGGAGCCUAUGUUUUUUGAAUUGACUAUUGACAAGAGUUGAACAAUGAACUGGAAUCUGGAACAAUAAAAUACUAUUAGACAACAAAUAUAUAGCAAACUGAAAUCAUAUUAUUCUGCUCAUAAAUGAUUUUCAUUUUGAUUACAUCGAAUCUUCCUUAUACGUACAUGUUCUAGACAACUAUAUAUUAUUUAUCGAGAGAAAGACAACAUUGACAUGGGGAAAUCCGAUGCCAUCUUCAAAAAUAGCCAAACUCAUUGACAGAAAUAUGACAAAUUGGCUUAUUUCACCUCGAGCAGCUGGAAGGUCGCAAAUACGAUAAGGGGUUGUGUGCGGUUCUCUUGUCAACCACCUGAUCUCAUGAGUCAUGACAACAUCAUCCAAAUCCAACCUUUCAUUUUUGGUUUUAAUUCUGUAUUCGUUGUAUUAUGUUUUUUUCUCCAAAAAAAAUAAGUUUUCUUUCAGCUAUAUGAUGAAGAUAUUGUAAUUCGGCCACCCCAGUUUCCAUCUUUCUUUUUAGAGUUUACCACUCUUAAUUUCUCAAAAAAUUGAAUCUAAACCGUCAAAAUCGAAAGUCGUCACACUAGUAGUUUACAGAAUCUCCAUGAAACAAGAAUAAACU
Molecule: messenger RNA, 3489 nt
Organism: Brassica rapa (field mustard)
Lineage: Eukaryota; Viridiplantae; Streptophyta; Magnoliopsida; Brassicales; Brassicaceae
Product: protein DETOXIFICATION 7-like
Biological process (GO): xenobiotic detoxification by transmembrane export across the plasma membrane
Cellular component (GO): membrane
Molecular function (GO): antiporter activity; xenobiotic transmembrane transporter activity
Source: RefSeq, a predicted model, not a curated record